Molecule: messenger RNA, 2589 nt
Organism: Caenorhabditis angaria
Lineage: Eukaryota; Metazoa; Nematoda; Chromadorea; Rhabditida; Rhabditidae
Source: the annotation of a GenBank genome assembly
AUGAUUUUAAGUGGCGGCGACUUGGAAGUUCCGAAAUUACCAAUUCAUGAAGUUCUUCUAGCUAGAUGUUUGCAAAAUUCAGAGAAAGAUCCUGAAAAUCCGGCGUUUGUGAGUAAAUUUUCAAAAAAAUAAAUAAAUAAUUUAGAUGUACCGUACCUCAAAGGCGCACACACAUUUUUUGAUGGGUCUUGCAGCGAUGUGUGUGUGUUUUGUUGUGCGCCGUGAAUGACCGUAGUUUUUCGUUUUUUUUUAAUUUUUCGCAAAAAAAAGUUUUUUCCAGAUUUCUGCUGAAAAUCGCGGCGAUUCGAUAAGUUUCAAGGAAGUUGUCCAAUUCACCAUCAAAAUAUCCGAAUUUUUCGUCGAAAAUGGAUACAAGAAGGUGAAUUUUCCGGAAAUUUGAGUGAAAAAAGGGUUUUUUAGGGUGACGUGAUUAUGAUAGCGACGAAUAACAAUUGGCGAUUUGUGGUGACGUGUCUUGGUGCAUGGCGAGCUGGUCUAAUUGUUUCUGGAGCAUGUCCGCAAUUCACAGAGUGUAGGGUUUUUACCCACAGAAAAACAGAAAAUCCCAACAAAUCACGAUGUUUUAGAUGAAUUCGACUACCAAAUCACGGAUUCCACCGCAAAAUUGAUAUUUUGCGACACGGCAACUCAUUCAACUUUACGAAAAGCUGCUCCAAAUCAUAAAAUAAUUGUUUUCGACACUGAAGAAUACUCAAAAAUCCUGAAAACCGCGGAAAAAUCGCGGAAAAUGCCCGAAAUUUCGAUGGAUGAUUUGUUGUAUCUCCCAUAUUCUUCAGGAACAACUGGAAAACCGAAAGGAGUUAUGAUAAGUCAUGGCAAUUUUGUGAUGAUGGUUAUGGCCAAUGUGAAGUUUGUGAUGAUAAAUUAUAUUGUGUCUGAGAAAAAAAAAAUCAAAAAAAAAAAAAAUUGCAGAAAAAUCGGCGAAUUGACAGUUGCUCACGGACUUCCUGAAGAUUUUGCUCAACCUCAAGAUCUUCAUUUUCUUCCGCUUUAUCAUGCGAUGGGAAUGUUUAAAGCUGUUAUAACUUGUUAUCGUGGAUCUACUCAAAUUAUGUUUGCCAAGUUUAAUUUGGAACUUAUGCUUCAAUUGAUUGAGGAGUUUAGUGUGAGUUGAGAAAAUCCACGUUGCAAAAUAUAUAACUUUGAGAGUUGAAAAGUUUAUGAGUUUUCUCGAAAUUUUAGCUCAAAUUUGAAUAAAAAAUUUAAAAUUUAUAACUUUUCUCAAAUUAAAAAAAAACUGUUUUUUUUUUCUAAUUUUUCAAAAAAAUUCUUUAAUUUCUGCAAAAUUUUUGAGCACAAAAAAAAAUUGAGAAAAAAUCUGAUUUUUUCCAAAUUGAAGCUAAAAAACAUUGAAAAUUAGAAAAUUUAUGAAUUUUCAAUUUUUUAAUGAAAAUUCUGACUUAAAAAUCAAAAAAACCAAAUUUGAUUCGCAAUGCUGAAAUUUUGCAGAUCCUCGAAAUCUCAAAAAAAAAUCCAAAUUUUUCAAAAAAAAUAAUUAUUUUUGAAUAUUUUUUUUCUGAAAAACAGAAUUGAACUCCAAAUUUACCUAUUUUUCCAAUUGUAAAUAAUUUUCCUAAACCUAAAAUUCAAACCUCCAAAAUUUUCGCAGAUCCUCGGAAUCUCAAAAAAUCCAAAUUAAAAAAACUGUUUUGAAAUUAUAAAUUUUCAAAAAAAAAAUUAAUUUUUGAAUAUUUUUUCCUGGAAAACAGAAUUGAAAUCCAAAUGUCCCAAUCAAUUUUCUGACCUAAAAUCUAAACCUCCAAAAUUCUCCAGAUCCUCGGAAUCUCCAUGGUUCCCGCAAUCCUCGUUCGCCUCGUCAACUCCCCCCUCCUCCAAAAAUACGACAUCAGUUCUCUAAUCAGCAUCGCCAGCGGUUCAGCCCCUCUUCCCCAAGGCACAAUCGACAAACUCAAAGAAAUCCUACCAGACGUCAAAAUCCAACAAGGCUACGGAAUGACGGAGCUAACAUUCGCCUCACAUUUACCAGCUGUCGGUUCGCCUGAGGGAAGUGUUGGGAAACUAAUGGCCGGAACUUUUAUGAAGGUUCUUAAAGGGACCUCCGGUGAACUUUGCGGGCCCAAUGAGCAAGGAGAAUUGUGGAUAAAAGGUCCGCAAGUGAUGAAAGGAUAUUGGAAAAAACCCGAAUUAAUGCGUGAUUUGAUAGAUUCUGAUGGAUUUAUGAGAACUGGUGAUAUUGUAUAUUUCGAUAAAGAUGGGAAUACCUUCAUUUGUGAUCGAAUUAAAGAAUUAAUCAAGGUUAAUGGCAAACAAGUUGCUCCAGCUGAAAUUGAAAGUUUGAUGAUGAAAAAUGAAAAUGUUGCGGAUUGUUGUGUUUUUGGAAUUGAUGACGAGAAAUGUGGGGAAAUCCCCGUGGCUUGUGUGGUUUUCAAAGGCGCCUCAGCUCACCAUGAUGAUAUAAUUGCUCAUGUUAACUCGAAAUUGGCGGCCUAUAAAAGGAUUCGAAUUCUGGAGAUUGUUCCCGAGGUUUUGCGGAAUGCCACAGGGAAAAUAUUGCGGAGAACGAUGAAGGAGAAUUAUUUGAAGAAGAGGAAAUUGUCGAAAUUGUAG